CGCCCAUGGUCCUGCCCCUAGAUGCUACGUGCUACUCGAUGCGGCGACUGUUCGCAAAUUUACCGAUCGCUUUGCGAUUUAUCGGGUGGCGCCUGCUAUGGUGUCAUUCCACUGCGUUGGUAGCAAGGUUAAACAAAGACAUUCAAGCCGGUUGUGUCCAGUAAACUGCGUUUGCCACUGUUUCCCAAGAUGUCUGAUGCUGUGUGUGGCUCAAGCGACCAACAAGACGCAUCGGGUCUAUGCAGCGAUAGUGCUGUGCGAAAACGGCGCCAGCCUCGUAAGGACUAUGCCGCUCUCUCAAAUCCUCAGCUCGACGCUGAUACUGACGAAGCUACAUCCGACGAUAACAGGUUAGACGACAGUGACGUUUCGGACUUGGGCGAGAACUCGGACCGCAAAGGUAAUUCCGCUCGGAUCUGCCAUCGAAGUUCCUGUGUCUUCACCUGCGUCAUCUGCUUCGCCGGUGCGGAUGACAAGCGCUCCCACCUGGAUCACCUGGCUGCGGCGCAUCCGAAUAUGAAGACUCACUGCCUCGCGUGCGAGUCUCAAUACGACACCUACCCGGACUACACGCAGCACCUCCGCGACUGCCACCCGCGGCUAUCGCAGUCCAUCGAUAAGGCAGAAGGCGGCGGCACCAAGAGCAGUCUCUACUGCCUCGAGUGCGGCAAGGGGUUCGACAAGAGGUCUUACCUUUACCAGCACCGGGCGCAACAUUUCAUGCUGAAUCGCAUUCCGUGUGAUGUGUGCGGCAAGUCGUUCCUGGAAGGAGCCAUGAUGGAGCGGCACUUGGAGACGCACAGAGAGGUGACACACAAAUGUUCACGCUGCCUGCGCACGUUUCGGAGCGCGGUCGGCUUGGCCAGGCAUGAGCGAGCACACCAGCGCCACAAGCAGUUCUGCUCGGUUUGUGGCACCUUCUACCAGACGGCGAUUGCACUGGAGGUCCACAUAUGCACCUGGCACCGAGACCGGGAAGACCGGCAUUGCUGCUCCCUGUGCCAGAAGGAGUACAGCAAUCCAGACUGUCUGCGCCAGCACAUGACGCACAAGCAUGGCAGCAAGAUGGGUGGCGAGCCAUCAUUCUCUUGCCACAUCUGUGACCGCCGCUUUAGGUGGAAGUCAAGCCUGAAGAUGCAUGCUAAGCUUCACGAAGCAAUGGACAGCAAUGCCAAUGUCGAGGUGUUUAAGUGCAGAACGUGCGGACAGAUAUGUCCCAGCCAGUGCUCUCUCAAGGCUCACAUGAUCAAACAUAGUGAUCGUAGGCAGUUCCCCUGUGAAAUUUGCGGUAUAGCGUUCAAACGCAAAUAUGCCCUUAAGGAGCACUGCCAAGCAGUGCACUGUAGUGAGAAGAACUUUCAGUGCAGCACCUGUGGUCAGACCUUUGUUGUGAAGCGCUACCUGGACGCACACUUCAAGCAGGCACACAUACCUGGCCCGCAGUCAUUUACAUGCAGCAGUUGUCCAAAGGUCUUUAAGACAGAAAAAAGCCUAAAGUCCCACUGGCGCUCCUGCCAUGGUGACAUCCCAAAGGACCACAUCUGUGAUAUCUGCACCAAGGCGUUUGUGUCAUUCAAAGACCUCAAGCGACACGCCCUCAUUCAUGGUGGCGACCGACAGUAUGAGUGCAAGGACUGUGGCUCUGCCUUCUACAGGGUGGACAACCUGAGACGUCACCAGAAACAGGCCUGCAAGUACAGGGACCUUUGAGCGCAGUUCCACUGAACUGGAGUGCUGUUAUGUUUACAUUGUUUAACUUUGAUUCAAGAACACACGAGUUGAGUGCCAUUUAACCUUACUUUGAACAUAAACUGUUUUCCAUAUGGAAGUGUGGCCCGAGAAUGAGGUCACAUAGGUUGGAUCUUAGAACAGUCUUUUUCAUUGAAUGUGAGAGCAUUUACAAAGUUAAGUUCAUAGUGUCAGGUAUGUGUCCUCAGAUUUUUCUAGAAACCUGGCAUCUAUGUUGUCGCUGUUAAGGCAUAAGCUGAAAUAAACUUUUUACUGAGUGUGUAUAUAA
Dermacentor andersoni is the source of this 2017-nucleotide messenger RNA. RefSeq names its product zinc finger Y-chromosomal protein 2-like. Gene Ontology annotation, biological process: regulation of transcription by RNA polymerase II. The record is from RefSeq and is a predicted model, not a curated record. Gene Ontology annotation, molecular function: RNA polymerase II cis-regulatory region sequence-specific DNA binding; DNA-binding transcription activator activity, RNA polymerase II-specific. Gene Ontology annotation, cellular component: nucleus. NCBI's taxonomy places the organism in Eukaryota, Metazoa, Arthropoda, Arachnida, Ixodida, Ixodidae.